Messenger RNA from Penicillium odoratum, 1803 nucleotides. Its product is annotated as phosphoribomutase PRM15. Lineage: Eukaryota; Fungi; Ascomycota; Eurotiomycetes; Eurotiales; Aspergillaceae. The transcript has 10 exons. The record is from RefSeq and is a predicted model, not a curated record. Gene Ontology annotation, biological process: purine ribonucleoside salvage; carbohydrate metabolic process. Bases 1 to 1803 code for a protein of 600 amino acids. Gene Ontology annotation, molecular function: magnesium ion binding; phosphopentomutase activity.
AUGACUCAGGAAUCAACCUCAUCGCUGGUCCAAACAUGGCUCCAGUGGGACCAGGACCCCAAGACUCGCGCGGAAAUAGAGCAUCUCCGGGAUGCCAACGAUUUGGAUGCACUGGAAUUGUGCCUCAGAAAUCGCAUUGAAUUUGGCACGGCGGGCUUACGCGGCCGCAUGGCAGCAGGCUUCUCUUGUAUGAAUUCCUUGACGGUUAUUCAAGCUUCUCAGGGACUAGCAAAGUAUAUCCAAACCCAACGGCCUGAGAUCGCUGCUAGAGGUAUUGUGAUUGGAUACGAUGCACGACAUAAUUCUCGCAGAUUCGCCGAGCUUGCUGCCAAUGCAUUCAUUGCAUUGCAUAUUCCGGUCUACUUCUUCUCAAAGACAUCGCCGACUCCAAUGGUUCCCUUUGGUAUCAACUACUUCAAAGCUGCUGCGGGUAUAAUGGUGACUGCAAGCCAUAACCCACCUCAAGAUAAUGGCUACAAGGUCUAUUCUAGUAACGGCGCUCAGAUCAAUCGGCCUGAAGAUGGAGAGAUAGCUCAGGCUAUCCGCGAUAAUCUCGAACCUUGGGCAAGUGCAUGGAGUGAACUCCAGCCCGGCGAGUACUUGCAUGCCGACGCAUAUGAGAAUCUCAUUCUCCACUACAGGGAGCAAGUCAAAGAAUACGCAAAUUCGACAGUUUCAGAGUCGAGGAAACUUAGUCCAUUUAUUUAUACACCUCUUCAUGGCGUUGGAGGCUUGGUCCUCCCAGAUGUAUGUGACUCUCUUGGGGUGGAAAACUUCGUAUCUGUCCCUCUUCAAGCAGCACCGGAUCCUGAGUUUCCUACGGUUAAAUUCCCCAAUCCUGAAGAGGCUGGAGCUCUUGAUCUUGCCAUACAGACAGCCGAUGAGGAAGGUAGGACUCUGAUCAUUGCCAAUGACCCGGAUGCAGAUCGAUUCGCGGCCGCGGAAAAGGUGAACGGUGAAUGGUUUCUUUUUACUGGCAAUCAUAUGGGUGCUCUAUUGGCAUCUCAUAUCCUCGAUUCCUUCAAGAGCAGCGAUGAUCUAUCGAAGGCUACAUUCCUGACCACGACUGUCUCCAGUGGCAUGCUUAAAAAGAUGGCAAAGGCCAAAGGAGCUCAGUUUCAAGAGACAUUGACUGGUUUUAAAUGGAUGGGUAACGUUGCUCGAGAUCUCGAACGCACUGGAAGAAUUGUUCCAUUUGCCUACGAGGAAGCACUCGGCUAUAUGUUUCCUUCAGUUUGCUACGACAAAGAUGGGAUUACAGCUGCUGCCGUCUUUCUAUUGGCCUAUGCCGAAUGGAAGUCCCAGGGGUUAACUGCGCAUGCGAAGCUCCAACAGCUCUUUAGGGAAUUUGGUCAUCACGAGACGCUGAAUAACUACUUCCGAUCUCCGAACCCGGAACUUACCCUCGAGCUGUUCCGUGGAAUUCGAAAAGGCUCAUUCCUUGCUAACAUGAAGUUUGGGGCCUUCAAAAUUCUUCGCUGGAGAGACCUGACGGAAGGAUUUGAUUCCGCAUCUUCAGAAAAUAAACCAGAUCUGCCUGAAGAUCCCACCAGUCAGAUGCUGACCCUCUGGCUGGAAGGGGGAGUGCGAUUCACGAUCAGAGGCUCGGGCACGGAGCCAAAGGUCAAAUUCUACAUUGAAAGCUGUGGCACCUCUCGUGACAACGCCGUCAAGGCUGUCUGUGAAACAUUCCUCACAAUUAGGACGGAAUGGGUUCAGAAAUACACCCCUUCUAUGACCCACAGCGACCAGCUUCCGACCUCGUCGGGUCAUGUCCUUAAUAUACCUAUAAACACUAAGUGA